Messenger RNA from Oncorhynchus mykiss (rainbow trout), 2772 nucleotides. Its product is annotated as protein phosphatase 1 regulatory subunit 3B. The record is from RefSeq and is a predicted model, not a curated record. Gene Ontology annotation, cellular component: protein phosphatase type 1 complex. Gene Ontology annotation, molecular function: protein phosphatase 1 binding; glycogen binding. NCBI's taxonomy places the organism in Eukaryota, Metazoa, Chordata, Actinopteri, Salmoniformes, Salmonidae. Gene Ontology annotation, biological process: regulation of glycogen biosynthetic process.
CUACAUGUUCACUUGAACCCAGUCUGGUGUUUGAAACGGUGGAAUGACCGAAUCUGGAUACAGUUUGAAGUUGCUACUUACUUUUGAUUUGUAGCAAUAGUAGAGUAGCAUUGCAGCAAAAUUGAAUAUAGCCUACAUGUGAACGGCAAGGAAGAGGAGCUUUCACCGCUGAGAUGGUGAUUUCUGACUAGUAGACGUAGCCUAGCGUGUCAAUCCUUCCUGAAUUCAUUGCAAAUGUUACAAACCAAUUGCACAGGUCUAUUCAGCCUCUUUCCUCACAAGUCCACCAUGCCGAUUGAAUUGGCCAUGCCGCUCUACCUGUCAAACGAUGACUUCUGCUACACGAGGUCCCCGAAAUCACUACAACCCUGUCUGAAGCCCUGCAUGCGGUUCAAACCCUCUGCCCCUCCUAUGCAGACUGAACCAGAUUUGCUUCAUGAGAAGAAUGGGAAACCUAAAAGGCGAGUGUCCUUCGCCGACCACAAGGGCCUGGCCCUCACCAAGGUGAAGUUCUUUUCUCAUUUUGACACUAUUAACAUCCCACUCAACAUCACAGAGCUGUUCAGCUCUUCACUCAAGUUACCAAAUGAGGAGGACAAACUGAUAAUGGGCUUCACCCAGCCCUCCUCUGAUUACCUGCUGUUCCGUCAGCGUCUGGAGACUGAGCUUGUCUGCCUAGAGCACUGCAUGCUGAAAGAGAAGGCACUGUCUGGAACCGUGAAAGUCAAAAACCUGUCCUUUGAGAAGUCUGUCAAGGUGCGUGUAACCUUUGACACUUGGAAAAGCUACACAGACUUGGAGUGCCAGUACUUGAAGGACACCUACACAGGCUCGAACUAUGACACCUUCGCCUUCGAGGUUUCCCUUCCAGCUGAGCUGAGGCCGCACAAGCACAUAGAGUUUGCCAUCUGCUACGAAGUCAAUGGCCAGACAUACUGGGACGGUAACCAGGGCCGAAACUACAGGAUCAUCUGGUCUGCUCUGAAGAUGGACGGCCAGGGCAGCUUCAGCAAUAACCAGCAGAGACACUCGUUUGAUCUUGGAAUUCAAUUCGACUUCUAUGGAAGUCCUAGAUGCUCCCAUGGGAUGUUCCCAGAGUGGCCAAGUUAUGCAGGAUAUGAGGAUAUUAGACCGUACUACUGAAAAGCCGUCAUCCUUAGAGUAAAGUGUUUUUUGUUCAGAGAAAGGGCUGUUCCCGAAAAUGAGUGAUUCUUUUGAGGCCAGGCCAGUCUCGACAUGCUCGGGGGAACAAAAGCAAUAAGAAAAAUAAAUACGUUUUGGGAUGGGGGUUGUAUACUCUGUGGAUUAUCAGAACUAGAAUAUUCAGAUGUGACAUUUACUGAUUGCAUAGCAGGUUUAAUUAACAGGCAUAUCUCAGUGUAGAUGUUGACUGAACCAAGAGAAUAACAUAAUUAAUAUCUAGCUUUUGUACUUGAUCUACAGUGGGUUCUGGAAUUAUUGGAUCCCUUGAUAAAGAUGAGUAAAAAAACGAAAAAUUCAAACUGGUCUCUAUUCUAUGCUCAAAAAAUGUAUAAAUUAUAUUUUGUACUAAUACAAUUGCUCAGACAAAGAUUUUGUUUAACAAGUAUUUAAAAAAAAACGCAAAGAUGAGGUCAAAAUUUAGGGAUCCCAUGUUUUCAAUAUGCCAUCACACUUCCUUUGCGAGGAUAACGACAAUUGAGCCUUUUUCAAAAAUGUUUUAGCCCCAUAACAUCAAAGAUGCACCACUAUAUUUUACAGUAGGGAUUAGGUAUUUUCUGCAUAUGCGUUGUUCUUUUGAAGGCUAAACCCACCAUUGGUGUGCGUGGUCAAAGAGCUCUAUUUUCAUGUCGUAUGACCAUAGCACCGCCGGAAGUUUGCUAGACUGCAAUGGCACUUGGAUAGGAACCAGUGCUAUUGUCAUAAGACAUGAAAAUAGUAGUCUUUGGCCUGCACACCAAUGGUGGGUUUAGCCUUCGAAAGAACAAUGCGCAUGCAGAAAAUACCUCAGCCCUACUGUGAAUUGUGUCGUUAUCCUUAAAAAGGGAUGGACAAACACAGGGAUGCUGGACUAUUGAAAACAGAGGAUCCAAUCAUUUUGUCCCUUAUCUUUUUGAGAUUGUUUAACAAGUAUUAUAUUAUAUAUAUAUAUAUAUAAAAUCUCUGAGCAAUUGUAUUAGUGUAAAAUAUACAUUUCAUGCAAUGUAGCUCAGUAUUUAUUUUAUACAGUGUAUUUUGCCCCUCUUUGUCAAGGGAUCCAGUAAUUCUGGACUCCACUGUAUGUGUUGGGAUAAGCCAUUACACUAACUGGUAAAACUAUGUACACUGUUAUGUGUGAUGCAGGUCAAAAUAAUUGGAAGAGCAAUGUUUACGAUGAAACUUUCAAUGAUUUUUAACAAAUAGAUUUGGAAUCAAAAUGUCUGUACUUUCACAUCACAUCUCUUGUACUGAGUUCUUUAAGUUGAUUUAUGUUAAGUGAUAUGACUUCAGAAUAGACUGGUAUUUUUAAGUCCCUUCAGGAUUUGCACCAUGUUUGUACUGAGCUCAUUCUGGUAUGUGGGUGUAUUGAGUUCAAAUCCUUCAAUUUUUAAAGGGGUGGGAAUGGCAGGAAUUUACUUGGGACUGGAACCUUAGAAAUACACAUUUCUGUCUGCUCCUGUUGAUGAUUUAAAAUGUUUUACCGUGUUCACUAUGCUGCUCUAUGUAAAUAAGAGUCAUUGGAUAUGUUUUUAAAGGAACAAGUAUGAAGGAUGGAUUUUUGUAUGUCAGAAUUAAAUAUGUUUUGCAAGAAUA